GGAUUGGAGAAGGUCAAUCAACUACACGGCCACCUCUUUUUGAUGGAACCAAUUAUACAUAUUGGAAAGAACGAAUGAGAAUCUAUAUUCGUUCCACGAACUUCCAAUUAUGGUUGGUUAUCAAAAACGGGGAAGAGGUGCCGAUGAAGAAAGUCGGAGACAAGUUAAUCCCCAAGACCGAAGAUGAGUUUCAUGCCGAGGACAUAAAAAAGGUCGAGAAUUACGCAAAGGCAAUAAAUAUGCUUUAUUGUGCCGUAAAUCUUGAUGACUACCGCAAGAUCUCCUGCUGCUCAACCGCCAAGGAGAUGUGGGAUAAACUUGAGGUGACGUACGAAGGAACGGACCAAGUACGUGAAGCUGAGAUUGACUUCCUCACCCAAGAAUAUGAGAUGUUCAGGAUGAAGGAGCAUGAGAAGAUUGACGACAUGUUCGACCGAUUUUCCAAGAUAGUCAACGAUCUUCAUGCAUUAAAGAAGACGUACACCGACAGGGAUCUUGUGCGAAAGAUCCUACGGAGCUUGACAUCCGAAUGGCGAUCCAAGGCCGAUGCCAUCUAUGAAUCAAUCGGCACAUCAAAUGUCACCAUCGAUGGCCUAAGACGUAAUCUAAAAACCUAUGAAUCGACUAUUCUUAAUCCGUCUUUGAAUGACCAAAGGAAAGGGAUAGCACUAAAAGCCGUCAAAGAAUCAACGAUGGAUGAUUCAAGUGACGAUGAUGAAGUCAAGCUUGUCAUGAAGAAGUUCUGCAAACUUCUAAGAAAGAAAGAAAAGGUUGAGGAUGGCCCUGUGUGCUAUGGAUG
Cuscuta campestris is the source of this 799-nucleotide messenger RNA. Lineage: Eukaryota; Viridiplantae; Streptophyta; Magnoliopsida; Solanales; Convolvulaceae. The record is from the annotation of a GenBank genome assembly.